This is a messenger RNA of Vespa crabro (European hornet), 1790 nucleotides long. Its product is annotated as galactoside 2-alpha-L-fucosyltransferase Sec1-like. Gene Ontology annotation, molecular function: galactoside 2-alpha-L-fucosyltransferase activity. The transcript is spliced from 2 exons. Gene Ontology annotation, biological process: carbohydrate metabolic process. The coding region runs from base 122 to 1126 and encodes 334 amino acids. Gene Ontology annotation, cellular component: membrane. NCBI's taxonomy places the organism in Eukaryota, Metazoa, Arthropoda, Insecta, Hymenoptera, Vespidae. The record is from RefSeq and is a predicted model, not a curated record.
UGUGUGAGAAAGUGAGAAAGAAGUAAAAUUGUUGAAUGUAUUGAAGCAAGAGAAAGAUAUUAGAAAGAGGAUAAAGAGAUUUAGAGAGGGAAAGAGGGAGAGAAAGAGAGAAAGAGAGAGAAUGAGCCACGCUCAACAGCAUGUGCUUGCGAGCGCCAUAGUCCUCGCUCUGAUAGUGGUCUUCGGCAUCCACGUCUUCCUCUUUCCCAUGUACACCUCCAGUCCGGCGUCCAGGCACACGAAGAUCUCAUCGUACGAGCAAGCAUUAUGUCGGACCAAUCAGAAAAGCGUCCGAGUACCACCAGAAUGGAGGAACCCUUGUCCAAAAUAUGGAAUUGUCACGGCUGUCCAAGGUGGCCGACUCGGUAAUCAAAUUUGGGAAUACGCCUCGGUAUGGGCAACCGCUAGAAGAACCGGUUUAGAACCGUUUAUGCCUCGUUGCAUAUUGAAGACACUCGAGGAACAUUUUGAAAAUCUCAGUAUACCACCUUUGAGUUAUAUCGGAAGAUGUACUCUCGACGUUGGCCAAGUUGUCAAUUCGCUUGGUCAAUGGAACAGUACCGAACAGAACAUCAUUAUACCGAGGCAUGCAGCAUACUGGUCUCUGAUUCUUGUCUGGUUGGACGAUGUACGUCGUGAAUUUACAUUCAAAGCAAGCUUAAGAGCAAACGCCGAAACGGUACUACGUGAUGUCGCUGAAACAUUUAAUCUGUCUCAGCCAACUUACGUGAGCGUACAUGUUAGGAGGACCGAUUACGUCGAUUAUCUAUGGCAAAAACUAAAAGUCAGACCAGCGCCUAUCAGUUAUUACUUCGCAGCUAUGGAUUACUUCGUCGGUAAAUAUGAUAACGUCGUAUUCAUUGUUACAAGCGACAAUAUAGACUGGUGUAAACACAAUCUACGUAGCAAACGUCACAAAAUGAGUUUCGUCUCGGAAGCAGAUGGUAAAGGACCUGGUAAGGAUCUUGCAGUCUUGUCCGUAUGUAAUCAUAGUAUCAUAGACUAUGGCACGUACGGCUCAUUUGGAGCUAUUUUGGCCGCUGGUGAAACAGUCGUCUACAACGUAACAACAUACUUUUCCACCUUGAUCGCUGAGGUUUUACCCAAGUGGAGGAUAAUGAGUUGAAGGAAAGCAUAGAUAGAUUAUGAAAGAAAAGGAUAGAACGGAUAGAUAGAUAGAUUGAUUGUUUGAUUGAUUGGUUGAUUGAUUGAUUGAUUGAUUGAUUGAUUGAUUGAUUGAUUGAUUGAUUGAUUGAUUGAGACAGGGAAUGUGGGAUAAAUAAUUUCUAAUAUGAGAUUAGAAGGAAGAAUAGAGGAAAAAAGUGAAAAAAAGAAUUAAAAAAUACGUAUGUACAAAUCUGCAAUUUAAGAUUAGUAAGUGUGUGUGUGUGUGUGUAUGUGUGUGUUUGUGUUACUUUUUCCUUUCUCUUUUUCUUUCGUAGACUCUUUGAUUCGUUGAUUCUCUUUUUUUUUGUCGUUUUUCGAUGUUGCAUGACUUUUCCGAGUUUUCUCACCGGUUAGAUCCGUUCAUAACUCUUCGUUAGUAAUGAUGGUUAUCGGAUUUCAUUCAGACACCUUGAAAUAGUCUAUGUAUGCGUACAUAUGUAUACGAGCCAUUAUUUUUCAAAGUGGUAAAAAUCCAAUUUCGAAACAAAAAGAAAGAAGAAAAGAUUGAGUUGAAAUUGGUUCUGUCUUUAAAAUUAAUGCUUUAAAGGGGAAAAUCUGGAAGAAUUGAAUUUUUUAUUUGUUUUCUUUUUUUUUUUUUUUUUUUUAUAUUUUUUCGUUUAAAA